Molecule: messenger RNA, 3552 nt
Organism: Mirounga angustirostris (Northern elephant seal)
Lineage: Eukaryota; Metazoa; Chordata; Mammalia; Carnivora; Phocidae
Gene: CPLX3
Product: complexin 3
Exons: 3
Coding region: 2163-2636 (157 amino acids)
Biological process (GO): regulation of neurotransmitter secretion; neurotransmitter transport; synaptic vesicle exocytosis
Cellular component (GO): SNARE complex; terminal bouton
Molecular function (GO): syntaxin binding
Source: RefSeq, a predicted model, not a curated record
GAGGCCCAGGGGGACUGUGCCUGGUCUACCAGCUGACAAGGAGCAGUACACAGGCUAGGACCCAUUUUUCUGAUAGGCUCUACUGACCACUGGCUCAAUUGCUGGCCCCACCUAAGUCCUGCAAUCACAGAAAUCACUUGCUGGUAUGAGAAACUGAUGAGUAACUGAUAGUUAUGUGGUCAGUGCCAUGAUGGCAGGAAGCUCAGGGGCUAUGACAGUACAGGAAAAAAGCACUUGACCCAGCUUGGGGCGAUCAGGGCAUUGACCUGGAAGGGACAUUGGAUAUGGGUCAUCAAGGUAACUAGAAGUUUUCCAGCCUGUCAAGAUAAGUAAAGGCAUCAGUGCAGAGGAAUAGCAUGAGAAAAGGCAUGGAAGCAUGAAGAAAGCACAAUAUUCUGGAGAAGAAGUGGCAAGUUCAGUACUGUCAAAGCAAAGUGUGGGACCAGUUUGUGAAACUGGGCAAAGAGAAUUUAAAAGGUGGUCGGAGGUCACUAAUUCUGCUUGGUGGGUGUUUGUUGAAUGAAUGAAACAUUUAGAGAUGGAGAGUGUGCUAAGGUGCUCAGAAAUGGGACUGACAGUCCUUAUUGGUGGAAUUUCAAGACAAGAAGAAUCAGUGUGGUCUGGGGUGGUGCCAGGGGAGAAGUGAAGUGUGCUGAGCUUUAACAGCAGAGUAGAAGCGGGGACAGCCUCCAGGUGAGAACAGCAAAGGUACAAAGUGGAAAUGAUGACAAGCUUAUGCAUUAUGUAGGCUUGCAAUGGUGGCCAUAAGGCUGGAGCCACUUGGACAGACCCUGAAUGCCAGAGGAAGAAUGUGGUCUUGAUGGGGCAGGCCAGGGAGCCACAAAAGGUCCUAGAACAGGGGAGGCUCUGGGGGAGAGAUGCUAGAGAGGUGAGUGUGGGAGCCUGGUCUCAACAACCCCAAAGGCAGAAAUCCAAGUAACCUUCUUCUCCUUUCCCUGGCAGUAGGCAGGAGCUGGACAAGAGCCUUUGGGACUGUUUGUCCACAGGCAGCCCUCUGUGUCCUGCACCAUGCAUCCCUGGGGCCCUGGGGGUUCUGAGGAGGCAGCCUCUCUCCCCCAGCAUGCAUGCAUGACUCACCUGAAAACCCUGACGGAGGUGGAUGGUGUCUAGGGAGUAGAGAGCUUGGCCAAUACCUUCUCCUUCUGGGUGCCCAGCUCCUGCCUGCACCUUAACUUUUGCGGAGCUCCAGUCUUAUUAAAGGUGAUUUACAUCUUCCCAUGCCCCAUGCUUUGAUAGGCUCAUUUACCUUCGGACUUCACCUUAAUCUUUCUGAAGGCUUUCACCUUUUCUGGACAGGAAGCUGGCAGUGGGCUCCAAGCAGGCAAGGAGGUCAAGGACUGGCUUGAUUGCCAAAAGACCAGAUACCCCACAGCCUUGAGCCCUUAGACAAUGGAGGGAGAGGAAGUCCCAACUGUGUAUAAUUCUAUCCCCAAAUUCACCCAGAACAAAGAGUGGUAUCUCCAGGGGUCCUUCUUGGCUCAGUCCAGCCAACAUCACCAUGAACAACCCUCUCCUUCUCCACUUCUUGCAACUUUAGGGUUCAGUGGGGCUGGUAAGUGACGGAGAACUCUGAGGCAACCCAUGGAGACAUAAUUGGGAUUCCUGCUUUCUGGUCUCCCUCCCUUUCCCAGCGUCCAGAUCUUUGAGCAGCUGCUGGGGCAGCGGGAUGGGGAGGAUGGGGUAGGGCCCAGGGCUGGAUCUUUGCCCCUUGCUGCCACUUGAAACCGCCAGCUGAAAUCCUGGCUCUCAGCGACCUGGGAGAGGAGGGGGUGGAGGAAGAGUAGGGAGCAGGGUUCCAGGCGCAUCAGUGCAGCCCCUUUCCCUGGGGAGCGACCCCACCCCCGCAGGCCCUAAUCCGUUGUCAGCAAUGCCCAGGCGGAGCUUGGCGUGGAAGGAGGCACGUGGGGGAGGCGGGAGUGCGGAGCGGGCACGUGGUCCAGCCUCCUCAGCCCCGUGCAUGCCCCCCGCCCCCCGUGAGGAGGGGUUUGGGGAGGUGGGGGCGGGCCUGGGCAGGGGCGGGCAGCGGGAGGCUCAGAGCGUGGGGCGCCGGCCCGCGGCAGGAGCUGUCCGCGAGACCUAGUGCUGAAGUAGGUGCGGACGUGCCUGGCUCCCGGAGCCCGGUGCCAGGGCCAGCGAAGACCAUGGCGUUCAUGGUGAAGACUAUGGUGGGCGGCCAGCUGAAGAACCUCACCGGGAGCCUGGGGGGCGGCGAUGACAAGGGGGACGGGGACAAAUCGGCGGCCGAAACGCAGGGCAUGAGCCGAGAAGAGUAUGAGGAGUAUCAGAAGCAACUGGUGGAAGAGAAGAUGGAGCGGGACGCGCAGUUCACGCAGAGGAAGGCGGAGCGGGCCACGCUGCGGAGCCACUUCCGAGAUAAAUAUCGGCUGCCCAAGAACGAGACAGAUGAGAGCCAGAUUCAGAUGGCAGGUGGAGACGUGGAGCUGCCCCGGGAGCUGGCCAAGAUGAUUGAGGAGGACACAGAGGAGGAGGAGAGGGCCUCCGUCCUUGGGCAGUUGGCCAGUCUCCCUGGCUUGGACUUUGGCUCACUCAAGGACAAGGCCCAGGCCACAUUGGGGGACCUCAAGCAAUCAGCUGAGAAGUGCCACAUCAUGUGACUACUUCCCCUGGGGUUGCCCACUGGGGUGACCAGGGGGCUGGGCCCACAUGAGGGCUAAGAACAUGUCUCAAUGUCCAGGGACCCACACCCCAUCUUAGUUUUGUUUCCCCCUGUCCCAUGUUAGCUCAGGACCCUUCUCAUCCAUGGCCCAAACCUGCCUUCUGGUCUCUCCCUCUCCACUGGGUCCAGAGUCCCCAUUCCUCACCCUUUCCCUCAGGACCCACCCUCUCUGCUCAGCCUGGAGAAGCCUCCUAAGAUUGUAGGAAUAGGCCCAUCUCCCUCCGGCCAUGGCCCCAAGUUCCUGCACACAGGAGCACCCAUAGAGAGACACAUAGAGAGACAUGGAAACCAUGGCGUGUGCGGAAGCAUGCACCACAGACACAUCCUGGCAAACACACACGCACACACACACACACGCACACACGCACAAGCCAGCCCCUGUAGACACCAACUCAGACAUGCUUAGAGGGCUCUUUGGGCAGACACACUCAGUAGAUCAGAAGCCCAACUUUGAGCCUCUGUGUUCAUUCUCCUUGAAAGCCACUGCUCUUUCUGGGCCUCACUGCAUCAUCUCUAAAAUGGGGGUGGACUGGGUAAUUUCUAAGACUCUUUCUGGCUUGGCCUCCCUGGCCCUCGGAGCCCACCCCGCACUCCUCCUUGGGCUGGACAACAGCUGCAGCCAUAGCCUCGAGCGGCUGCCGUUGUACCGUGGGCUCUGGCUCCCGGGAGCUGAGUGAUGCUGUGUGAGGGGCCGAGUGCCAAGGAUGAAGCUGGCACUGAACGGUAGCCCAGGCGGCUCCAGGCCUUCUCUGGACCCAGGCCCAGGCAAUUUCUGUUCUGUUCCUGUAGAACUCUCUCUGGAUUCCAUAGCUGGAUCUCCUGUCAGCUCUGUGAAAAAUAAAAAUUUGAAAUGA